AUGCCCAAAAGUAAAAAACCAAAAUUAUUAUUUAAUAAUGUAUUAGAGGAUCCGGAUAACAGGAGGAGUGAUGAUGAUAAAAAUAUUUAUAAAAGUUCAGAUAACUCUGAAAAAUCGUGCACGGUAUUAAAUUCUCAAUUUGAUAUUGGAUAUUGUGAAAUCGAGCCAACAUUUAAUAUAUUAUUGGACAGAAUUACAAAUGGCUUCAAUGAGGAAAAAAAAAAAGAUAAAUUUUGCAAUAGACUAUUUCGCGAUCUUACGAAUAUCGAUCGAUUUUUUUGUGGUAAUCGUCAAAAGAAGAAAAACAUCUUGAAAGUUUCUACGCCAACCUUUUCUUUUAAUUUCGGUAUUCGUAAACCUAAGAAACCAUUACGGAACAAAAAAUUUACGGUUAAUAUAAAAUCAUCGACGAUAAAAAAUCGUAAUCGCGGGACUGACCGCAAAGAAAAAACCAAAGAUAAUUACAAUAACAAAAAAAACUACGACGGUAAAAAAAAUUUUAGCCAAUCCGAAAGGGAAAAAAGUGAAGGGAAAAGAAAUUUACGAGGUAGCACCCGAGGAAGUGACGACAGUGGAGACAAUGACGAAAAUGAUAAAAAUAAAAAAAAUUGGAAUGCGGAAUGUAACGUGGACAAAAUGAAAGGUGAAGAUGAAGAAGAAAUGGAUGAUGAGGACGAUGAUGGAAUUAGAGUCAAUCAAAAAGAAAAUGACAGAGUUUUUAAUAAUUCUGAACUCAAGACUGAAAUGAAACCUUUAUCAUUACCUGAUAUAAGUCAAUAUGGAAAAUGUGAAAAGAAAGAAGAAUUCGAGUUACGAAAUAAUACCACGUUUUCCGAUUCAAAUGCGAUAAAUUGCAAAAAAAUAAAUUUAAAGACUCGUUGCGAGUCUACAGAAUCAACAGAUUCAGAAGAAAUAAAUGAUGGACAAAUAAACCAACAAUGGAAAUCGUCGAAAAAAUCAUCGGACGAAGAAAGGGUGAAGAAAUUCCUUCGGGAUUCACCGCCAUCUAUAUCAAUAACGAUGCCGAAAAAAAAAUACACGUUAAAUAAUGGAUCCGAGGAGAUUAAAAGAAAUUUCAACGACGCGAAUAAAAAAACAGAUCACGAUGAUGUCGUCAUUAUUGGAGAAAUACCAGCGGAGUCGAAAAAUUUAACCACGGUCAGAAGGUAUUCGUAUCAACCUAAUACUUCUCAUUAUCCUACGGAAAAAAGCAAUAGGGAUACAUCAAAGGAAACGGAUGCGGAAAACCCUGGAACAUUUUUUCCCAAAAUCGUUGACGUUCAGGGUAACGUUUCUGGAUUUGACACCAUAACGAAUUGUUAUGAAAAAAAUGUCGAAUUUAAUAAUGAUAGAAAUAAAAAAUGUGAUUCGUCUAAAAAAAAAAAAAGUAAAAAAUAUUUAGUUAAUGGAUUAAUUGAUUGA
Messenger RNA from Pediculus humanus corporis (human body louse), 1422 nucleotides. RefSeq lists its product as uncharacterized. The transcript is spliced from 3 exons. NCBI's taxonomy places the organism in Eukaryota, Metazoa, Arthropoda, Insecta, Psocodea, Pediculidae. Bases 1 to 1422 code for a protein of 473 amino acids. The record is from RefSeq and is a predicted model, not a curated record.